CUGGAAGCCAUGUUUGGAAGAAAGUUUGGUGGCCGCUCAAGAUGGCGGGUAGGUUCUGAAUUCCGAUGAGGUAUUCGUCCCAUUUCAGCACUAAUUAUCUGUUUCUUUUCAGAUAUACAAUUUCACAUAGAGAAUACUGAUGGUCCAGAAGAAGAGGACCAAGAAGAUGGUACGUUUUGUUUAAAAUCUCCCUGGAUAAGCGGCAUUCGUUUUCUACAACGCAUCGGUUUUCGUUAGUUUCACGCUUCAAAAGUAACGUAUUACUCAAUAUCUUGAUUUCGCAGAGGGAUAUGAGAUGGAUCAAGACGAGACGUCAUUACACUGUUAUGCCUCCGCUGAAGAACCAAUGAGUCCUCUCAAUAGAAUGGAAAGAUUUAUGUUGAGCGACAUAAUCGUAAAUCGGUAAGUUUGGUAAAGUUCAUGCCUGCAUCCGCUCUGAUCUGCUUUGCACGUGUGAAUAAAAACCACGUCUACUUGUUGUACUUUCGCAUGUCUGUUGAACCUUCCUUAAUCAAAUAUUUUAUUUGCAACAAUUUCCUUGUAGACAAAUGGCAGCUAGAUGUUGUCAGGACGCGUUAAGAGCGAGCAAGGCGAAGGAAGAAGUUUAUCAUGUGUUGAGGCUAAUGGUUCGCUUAUCGGACGACAUAGGUAAGACCUUAAUACAUAACUCCUAGUUUAGCGUGAAGAACCCACAUUAGAGAUAACGGUCUCUGCAUGUCAUGAAUUCGAGAAAAGCUUCUAAUUUAGUUUUUAAUCUUGUUUGAACUUGGAAGAAUCAUUUAUUUUUAACCCAUCUCAGCGGAGUCCAUAUUUUUGCGGUGUACAAUUUUGAACUCUUUAUCGCAGCGGGUAAGGCCGGACUACGCUUUUGCUAUAUUUGAAGGAAAGAAAAGGUGAUAAAAAAUUGUUGGUAGUUGAAUCUGUUCGUCGAGUGUGAAAUAGUUAUUACUAAGCCAUACGGUAGACUUUAGAAGUAUAGCAUGUAUUUUUUCGUCCCAGUUGUUAGUCUCGUCGUGUUUGAAAUUUUGCUAAACAAAAUGAAGGCAAUGUUUAUGUUGAUCCCGCUAAUGAAUUACAAUUUUAUUCCACUAAUAAGAGUCGGUUGAUUAUAAAAGAAAACCUCAGCUACUUAGAAUCACGAUCAUUUGAUUUUAAGAUAAAAUAUUCGUAGCUACUGUACAUCUGUACAUGUGUGUAAGGAAUAGCUGCAUUUGGGAAGAGCCUAGACAAAUAAAAGAAUUAUUUCACAAUCAAAAUAUUGACACCUCAGCUACGUAGUUCUGACGAAUGUGUACUUGUAUUUAAUUUAAAUAUUAGUCAUGGUCUAAAAAGAUAAGCUAAGUGCAUUUUCAGAAGAUAAUAUCAUUGUAUUUCUUUAGUGUGGGUGUACAACAAGAAAGUCAUAAUUUAUAUGUAAUGAUUUACUCAUUAAGAUGGGUCUAAACCAAUUUGUUGGGUUGUUAUGGUUUGAAAUUGUUAAAAAUGAGCUUACCUUAAGAUUUUAUGCUGGUCAUGGUAUUAACUACUUGUAUUAUCCAACUAUACGUGACUGCAGCAGCAAAGAAGCUGCUAUUUUGUAUUCCAUACACAGAUUUGGGCAGGAUGCAUGCACAGCCCCAUGCAUACAGUUCUUGGAUAAAGAAAUAGUAGAUUGCCUUUGGAACUAUGGCUUUGUCUAUGAAUUGCAUGGGUUAUCCAAAAAAUCUUUCCUAGAUUUCUACAUAGAGUGCUUGGUUGUUAAGUGACAUUUUUAAUGGGAGACAGGAAAGUGGUGUGAAGAAAUAUAGCCCAAAUGCAGAGGUUUCAUUAAAAGCCAGUAAGGGGUGGUAUACCCCCACCUCUUGUUGCCAUCUUUUAGGCCCAGGAACAGGCUUUUUUGUUUGGAUUUUGCUUUACUGCACAGCUAUAAAUUUUACCAGGAGCAGCCACUUAUGGAAAAAUUUGUUCAAACUCCUGUGCAAAUGUGAAAAAGGGUACACAAGUACAUUGUAUUAGUUAACACCUAGUGCUUGCUAUUAGUUGCGUUAGUGCAAGAAGCUUCAGUACCAUUCAAUGUGUCCCCCUGUAUCAAAGAGUAAUUAGAGGUACCAGCAAUCUGAGUGGGAAACUUGGGGAAAUAUUUGUGGAUAACCCUCAUGAUGAGGAAACAGGACUUAACAGGAAGACUUGACAACAAUUUUAUUUUAUCUUUUAGAACCAUCUGUUAGAGUGGAGCUGAUGGAGCAAGUCCCACAUGUCGCUGUGUACUGCUAUGAGCAUCAUUCAAUGAUGGAAGCUGUGCCACAGUACAUUUUAUUCAUUGUGCUGCGGUUUUUGACAGAUUCAAACAAUCAGGUAGAUUAAAUUCAGAGUAAAUUCCAUUUUAAGCCUCUUGACAUUUUUGAUUUGCCAUAAAGAAUUAUUGCUUGAGCAAAUGGAGUGAUCCUGAAUGUUUUUGAUAGUUUGGAUGUAUGUAUUUGAGUGGACGAAGGAAGACCUUCCAGAGAACAUUACCUUGGUGGAAGUAGAGAUUGUAAAAGAGAAUAAUUACUUUUAAAUCAAAGAAUAACAUGUAUGUUCAUGUACAAAAAGUUUGUCAAAUAAGGUUAAAACUGUUAGAUGAAGUGACCUUUCUAAAAAUACAUGAACCAAGAAAAAUGUAGAUUUUUUCAACUGUUUCACUUUAACCUUGCUGUUCCUUUUUUUUUUUUUUUUUUUUUUCAGUAAUAUUUUUAGUGUGUGUAAGGUUCUCAGCUAUUAAUAGUAAUUUCUGAGACGCUAUACAACUGUUUAAAUACAUGUAUAUUAUGAUGCAAUCUCUUUAAAUGAGAGGAAAUGCCACUCAUAUUACUUUUCUCUUGGCAUGUCAGACACAGCUUUAAAUUGGCUGGAAAUUAGCUUUACUAUAAUUCCUUUUUAGCCUCUUGCAACUAAUGAAAAUGUGCUGGUUGACCCAAGAGACCUUUGAUUUUAUGUGUAAAACUGAAAGUUGUUAUUGCUUUGUUUUUUGAUAUUUAGGUUCGAAAAACAAGUCAGGCUGCCCUAUUGGUUCUGUUGGAACAGGAAGUUGUGGAAAGAGGUGAAAACAAAUCUUGUUAUUUAUUUCAUUUUUCUCCUGAUUUGCUUCUGAGUUAUUUAUUUCUUUGGGUUAAUAUUCAGUUUUGCUUUGGUAACAAAUUCAGUCAACUCUUAGUACAUGUAUAUAUGUAACAGAUAAGUAACAGUUUGACUUUUGAUUACAAUAAUUGGUAAAGAAAAUAAAACAUUAACAACAAGAAAACCUAAUAGAAAGCAUUUACAAGACAAGACAAAACAAUGCUUUAUUUGCAUAGAUCACUAAAAUUCAAUUAUAAUAAUUCUUUUAUUUUACAGUAUCGUUGAUUGAUUCAAAAUGUGUUUCUAGUAUCAAUAUGCUAAUGUUUCUUUAUGAAUCAGGGAGCUUAAUAAAGCAGAGGUUUUCCUGAUAGCUCCUCUAGGUUAGGUUUCUUUACAAGUAGUGCCAGAUUAAUAUUUCUAGGAAACAGUUAUAGUAAAUUAAGUGUUGGUUAAAUAACUUGUUUGUUAAAUAACAUGGUAAUUAAAUAACAUAUUGGUUAACAUCAUUGUUUGCGCCAUUGUUUGUGAAUCACUAAAGCUUUGCUUAUAGAGCCUAGAAUGUGAAUGCCUUUUUUUUAUUACCUCUGUGUAUCCAGUUUGGCCUAACAGUAAUAGUCAUGUCUUGAAACAAGUACUCAUCUGGUUCAAAGGGCUGGAGUAUUACCUAUUUGCAUUUUCCUAAUUUACAAAGUGCAAAGUGGUAAGACUUCAGCACAAUGAAUCGAGAACAUCAUUAAACUAGUAAUAAGGACAUGUUUUGUGGUGAAAUGUUUAAAGUAAAUUAACUAUUAGCUCUUUUAGACCUCAUGCCAUAUAAGUCAUAUUUAGUUUGUAGAUUUUUGAAAUUUGCUUACAUUCACGUACUUGUAUAUAAUUCUAAUAUCUCAAAGGGACAUUUCUUUUUCAGAGGAUGUUGAGGAACAGGUCUGUCCUGUUCUUCUCCAGUUGACUGCUGGGGAGAGUAAUGAUGACUUCAGAUCUGAAGCAGUGGCUGUAAGUUUUGUCACCAUAUUUCCAUGAAUAGCAUAGCUCCAUUUUCUGCAUAUAAACCCACACACAAUCCACAAUUCCUCCAAUCACUCUUAUGAAGGGCAAACACUCGAAACAUCAGCCUUAAAACUUUUUAAAGUGGUCAAUUUACAUUUUCAACUGAGUUGAUUACACUAAAUUACCUUGUUAUGCUCUCCCACUGAUGCAGCACCACAGUUUCUUUAGAAACUAACUCCCUUUAUACAUUUAUUUUAGACAAGCUGUAUGAAGGAAAAGUAUUAAUUAAGUUUUAAAAUUUUUAGUUAUAAAAAUGUUGUGGAUAUUUUCCAUUUACUCCUAAAACUUCAGGCCUUUCUCUCAGUUGAAAUUUUAUCUCUUUUACUUUCCUCUCGGAUUGUCUUGAGUUAAAACUGCUUUUGUUAAAGAUUUCACCUGAUAAGAGAAUCAAGACAGAUUUGAAACAUUAGUUAAUAGUUUUACAUUGUGAAAUGUGUCAAUAAUUUUGUUUGUGUGCAUGUGUUUUUUUUGUUUGUUUUUGUUUGCUAAUUAGUUGAUGAGUAAGAUGGCUCCGCUUGUUGGAAGAGACAUUACAGAGAGAUACUUUUUACCAAGAUUUGAACUUCUCUGUUCUGAUCCUCUGUUUCAUGUCAGAAAGGUAUGAUGCAAAGAACUGUUGAAAACUUAUCAUUAGUGACAUGCACAUUCUGACAGAAUAAAGUCCAAAUAUGAAAAACUUUCAUCGCUGGUUCAAGCAAUAUUGUUGAUUCAGUUUUGCAUGUGUGGCCCCAUCAUGAAUGGUGUAAUAAAGUGAUGAAUAAAUUUGUUAGCAAGUUCAAAUACACAAUGUCAGUUAAGGUGUAGAUAACCUUUGUACUGUUUUUUUGUUUUUUUGUUUUUGUUUUUUUUGUGUGUGUGUUGAUCAUUACACUAUCUUACAGUUUUUAAGUUACCUUUGGUUGACAAGAGAAGUCUCUGUAGGUUUUUCAAACUGUAGCAUUGUGUUGCCUAGUUGUUGAACUAUCUUUGAAAACGAUCAGGAUAGCUUCUUGAUCAGGAGGUACCGUAACUGUAUGGUUAAAAGUAUUACGGCAGAGAAUCAGAAGACGGCUGCUUUGUGCAAACUGAAAGAUUUCAUCUAAAGUGGUACACUCGUGCAUUAAUUUAUCUUCUUCUUUUCACCAAAAAUUCCUUUCACAAGUGAUUUUUCAUGUACCUCAGGUUUGUGCAUCAAACUUUGGUGAGAUGUGCAGUGUUCUUGGACCAGAAGUUACCAAUGAAAAAAUGGUAAGAAACUGGGUGUAUGAAAUUUAUUUUAAAAGAAAAAUUGUGUAGGGAGCUUCAGGUGUAAUCAUUGACUGAAUGUGUGGCUCUUAUCACAUCCCUAAACUUGUUCUUCAUUUUGCAAUACUCUUAAAGAUGUUUGUUUCCUUCACAGCUUCCAGUCUUCUUCAAACUGUGUCAAGAUGGAGUCUGGGGUGUUAGGAAGGUGUGUCUGUCACCAAGUUUAUGAUCUUGAAGUAAAACUAGUUGCAUUAUAAUCUGUAUUUUCUUUUGUUCCAGACACUGCAUAGGAUAAUCAUUCUUAGUUGGGGUAUUACAUAUAAAAAGGGUUUGGCCUGUUUUUUCUUUCUCACUUUCUUACUUAUAGUAUGAAAGGUUCACACUUAGAUGUUACAUGUACAGCUGUAAUCUAACAAUGGAGUUAAAAUAGAUUUUGACAUUAAAUAAGCUGCUAACAUGUGCAUUCCUGUUUAAAUAAAGGCAUGUGCUGAGUGUUACAUGAGUGUGUCAAGUGCAAGUCCAGCAGAAACAAGGAAAAGAGAGCUCUCUCAGUUUUUUGUUAGUUUGCUCUGUGACAAGUCAAGAUGGGUAUGUACAUACCAUCAUGCUGAAUGAUCAGUAUCAUUUGUGUAGGAUUAUUUAUUGUUGACUUUAUGGUCUAGCUGACUUGCAUGCAGUAUACGCAGGGUUUUGAUACUAAAGUGCUCUUUAGGACGGUUGUAUUUAGAAGUCUGAAUCAUUGCAGUGAAAAAAAUCACUGUCCAGGCCUUAAAGUUCUUGUGUUAGAGUAAGAUUUUUCAUUUAGUUGAAAGCACUGUUUGAGAAGGAGUGCAAAAGGAUUAACAUUAUACACAUGCUUUUCAAAUGCUUUUCACUUGCCUUUCUCAUGCAUGUGAAAUUUUUACUUUAAAAAAGUGUGAAAAAUAACAGAGACUGUGCCUAGAAUUUUACUUUUAUGAGCACAUGAGCACAUGCAGAUAUGCAUCUACUUUGGCCUCUUGUCACCCAUCAUUAGCACACUUCUUCUGAAUUAAAAAAAAAAGAAAAUCAUGAUUGAUUACUUUUGUUCCAGGUUCAAAUGGCAGCAUAUCAAAGCCUGGGACCAUUUAUUUCCACAUUUGCAGACCCAGCUGAUAGUGGUUUUUACAUAAAUGAGGAUGGUAUUUUGACGGCUUUACCUGAGAGAGAGCUGGAAACUCCUCCUCCAUCCCCAACUAAAACAGAGGGAGAACCAACUUCUAGUGAAACUACAAGUGGGGAAUUAAAUGAAGAGUAAGAGAACAGAGUACUGACCCUGCAGUUAAAAUACUUUGUGUUUGAAUAAUUAGUGAACUUAUGUGUUCAUAUGCUGACAGGGAUGUUCUUUUAAUCCAUGCAGGAGAAUAUAAGUAGUCAUCAUUGGAAUCUGCAUAAUUUUAGUUUGUUUAGUUUGUGUACUUCUCUUGUGUUCAUUCAUUUAUAUAACUUAUUUAUUCAUUUUUGUAUCUUGAUCUUGUACUUGUUGUAUAUUUAAGAGUCAGGUAAUGAACCCCUUCAGGCUUUAAUGGUAAAACCUUGGCUCUACUUUACAACAGUCAUUCUAGCAUGUAAUAGCAUGAUCUGUCCAUUGCAGUUCAUUUCUGUUGUUCCCUAAUCAAAUGGAAAUCUUCACCUUUGAGUUUAAAUAAGCCCAUGUAACUUUGAACCACAAAAUUCAUGCACGGCAGAAGUAACAAUAUUUAAUUUGUUCCAGUGCAACUCUUUUGGGAGAAUCCCAUGAAGUAAACAGGCAUCAAACUGAACGACAAGCAUCUCCUGAGGCUGGCACCACAGAUUCUGGUUAUAUUUCACCUCCUGAAAUCAUAUCAAAUGAUCAGGACCUACAGAAGCAAUCACAUGCUGCACAAAACAAGGAUGUUGUUGCUCAAACCUGUUCAAAAGAACUAAGAAAUUGUGACAAGCACAUGACAACGGAUCUUGAUGAGGUUGAUGAUAAGUACUUUGAUUCAUUUCUCUAUUGGAGGACUCCUUUACCUCAAGUUGAAUUAGAUGCAGAUGAUGUAGAUGUAGCAACUGUUGAAAAUGUUAAAAGUGCAAGUGACAAAUUAGACUUGAAACCUGGAACCAAUGCACUGCAUGAAGGAGAAACAAGUGGUUUGCUGGAGACACAACAUCGUAGCAAUGCCUUUAACCAACAUCAUCAUCGUCAUCCAAAGUUGGCAUUUAUGCAUGGUGAUGAUGACAGUGAUGAGGAAGAUGGAAUCCCUCUUUAUUCUCUUACUGAUGACUUUCACAUGGAUCAUGGGCUUGGAAAGUUUGAUUAUGAUGAUUACAGGAAGCUCAAUUUAACUCAUACCUCUUCAUUUGAUGAUGAUCUUCUUAUUGCUGAUCACAUAACAGCACCACCUGUUCAGGUACAACUCUUAAAAUAUUAUUUGCAUUACUGAACUGAUUUGUCUUGUAAAUUUUUUUGUGGUUGAAGGUUCAAAUUAGUUUUCUUAAAUGACCUAAUCAAUGGAAAAUGUGCAACCAAAUAUUUGAAAUGAUUACCGUGACAGAAAUUUUUGUUAACCCUUCAACUCACAGAUCAAAUUUGUGAUUCUCCUUACUGUCAACCAUACAAUUCUUAUAAUGUUAGUUCAGAGAAUUUAGUAUUGGAUCAACUGAUUAUCCCCAAAUUGAUAUUUUUCUUUUUUCUCGUCACUCAUCUGGUUGAUAUUGUAUUGAUACUGUAAGGACAAAUUCUGUCUUGGUAAUUCAUGGGAGUUAUAGCGUUAAGGGUUAGUAAGGUCUUUCGCCUUUUUCAAUAUGACAAAGAUUAUUGUGGUUGCAUUUAGUUUGUUUUUUUUUUUAAUGCAUGAGUGCAGAUUGUGUUCAGAUUUUUUCAUGGGAAUAAAGAUUCCACUUAAAUUUGCUUUUAGUAUGUGUAGUUUAGUAGUGUUCAAAUGUUAUCAGGAAGGCAUGGGUUUCAAUGCUGCAAAAGCUUUAAAUUCUCAGGUUUCUUUGUGGCACUUUUUUUUUGUGAGGAAUAUAUCUUCUCUUUUUUAUCAUCUACAGGUCAAAAUAUACUUGUAAUUUAUUUCAUUUAAUUUUGAUGAAUGGCCACAGCUAACCAGGUUAUUUCCAAUUAAUCAAUCAGAGUUUAACAGUGUUACUGAAAAAUCAUGAUAUGGGCUGCUUUUUUUAGUUUUUUUUUUAUUGAACCGGAACAGGGUUAACAGAAACCAUCGGUAUUAAUUGAGGAACAUUAGAUUUUUUAACUGCUGAGUUUUGGUUCAAUUGAAAUUACCUUUUUGGUAUCUGGUAACAAAGCCACAACAACAAGUUACAUUACUCAGGUACCACAGUUCAAUUGCCACAUUAUUCUCUGUCGGUAUACUGCUGCGCAGAAGCAAGAUUCACAAAUGGUGAAAAAGUGCUUCAAAGGGCUUAAAAUGACUGGAUGUUCAUUCCAAAGUGCUCUCUACAAAAGCCAUGCAUGACAGGAUUUUCACCAAGUGAAGUCUUUUGGAGUCUCUAAAAAAUAAACCCAGUUAACUAUCUUAGCGCAGCCACAACCAAUGAAAAGAAAUUGUUGCAGUCUAAAUUUCUGGACUAAGUUCUACAAGCUGUGUUUAUUAAUAAAUGAUUCUCUAACGUUAUUUGAGUAUUUCACUUCACCCUGCUCUGAUGGAUUUGUAUCGUAAACUCUCUACUGAUUGUAAUGAAACUGUGUUUUGUUUUAGCAUGUUAUUCCUCAAACUCUCCUUGAUCACUAUAUAUCCAUGACUGAACCAGCCAAAGCCCAAACUAUUGACACAGAAAUAGUACGGCACUGUGCUUUCAGUUUACCUGCAGUGACACUUACUCUGGGACGUAAAAACUGGCCAUGCCUUAGAGACACAUUUGAAAUGCUUAUUGCAGAUAUGCAGGUAGGAUCAAAGAAAAAUUCUGAGUAAUUAGUAUUAAAUUCCACUAUAAAUAGGUUGGUUUUUCUUCCUUGUUUUCAAGUCAGCAGUGUAAUUGAGGGGUGUUUUUUGCUUGGAAUUCUUAUCUUAAUUCUUAAUAUGAAAUUUGUGUUUUGCAGUGGAAAGUUCGAAGAACAUUAGCAUUCUCCAUCCAUGAGCUAGCCUUAGUUCUUGGAAGUGAAAUCACUCGCAUUGAGUUAGUUCCUACUUUUAACAGUUUUCUCAAGGAUUUGGAUGAGGUUAGAGAUGUUGACAGAAUUUUGUACGUCUAUUUCCUUGUUGCUUUUCAUCUGAUGACUCAUUUCAUGUCACAUGAGUUCCACCACAUGUACAAUGAAGUUUUUAAUUCACAGACUUCUGUAGAAAUUAAAUUCAUUUUAAGAUAUGCCCCAAGUAAUUAUUUAAUUGUUUCAAUUUGCCAAGUACAUUUUGAAAUACCGUAUCUGUGUAACUUUUGCAUGUACAAUGUACUUUUAAAUUUGUCUGACUUCUGUAGAAAUUAAAUUCAUUUUAAGAUAUGCUCCAAAUAAUUAAAAAAACCGCUUUGAUUUGUGAAAUGCAUUUUCUAAAUUUGUUACCCCUAUAAUUUUUAUAGGUGAGAAUAGGUGUACUGAAACAUUUAGCAGACUUCAUCAAGGUAAGAGCACUCUGCAUAUGGUUAAUUGGCUGUUACCCUUUACACCCUAACAUCAGUAUGCAUAUUCUCCAUACUGUUAUCCAUCCAUUUCCAAAGAGACUGACAGGGAGAAUUUGUUUAAAAUUCAAGAGUUGCUUUAGUUGGUGAUCAUCUCCUCCAUUCUCAUGACUUUCAUGUCUGAUUCAGGGGUGAUAUAAUAAAGAGAAAUUAGAUGCUAAUCAUUCUUAGGGGCUAAAGGGUUAACAAGGUUUCUUAUGUGUUUGUUUGUUUGUUUUGUUUUGUUUUGUUUUGUUUUUGUUUUUGUUUUUUCUUAUGUAAGAGACAAUCCCCCAGCUCUUUCACUCCCAAGUUUUUUUUAUCUCAUUUCUCUGUACUGUCUGUCAUACAGGUACAAACAUUUUAGUGCAAGACUUUAGUCUUAUAUCAAACCAUGCCCUUGUUGAUAUUUUUCUAUCUUCUCAUCAUCUUGACUUCAUGAAUUUAUUAAUGAUGUGCAGAGAAAUUCCUCUCUUGUCACUCCUGGGAACCAAAGGGUUGAGUGUGUAUACUGAUAAGCUACCCAACAGGACUUCAAGACAACUUGUGUGGAUGCUUGGGAGGUACUUAUUUUGGUGCAUUUAGUGUCUGAGUAAAUUCUUAUUUCUCUUUUAUUGCAGCUUCUUCCAUCUGAUGUAAGUGGUGACUAUCUUCCCAUGCUCACAGACUUUCUCACAACAGAUAAUAACAGAAACUGGCGGUUUCGUUUUGAGCUUGCAGAGUAAGUUUUCAUUAUUGAACAUGUUAUAACAAUGGCAGAAUUCUUAGUUUUUAAAGAAAUUGCUUUACAGUAUGGACAUGUAAGCAAAAUAGUGAGUUGAAAAUCACCUCAUGGAUUGUCAAAUAACAAACAUGCUGACAUGUAUUUUCCAUCAAGCUUCACUCAAGUUCAAAUAUGUGAACUGUUAGCGAGUGAUCAAGUAUAGUUUAGCUCUGCAUGGCAAGAGAUUAGUAAGAAGACAAUAGAAAGAACUUGGAUGGUUUAACAACAAAAACUGGGAUUGGUAUCAUCAGAGUUUGUUGAUGUUCUCAAAUGGAGUGGUGUUGUAAACCUUGAACCCCUAACAGUGCUUAGCAUCUACCAUGUUACCCAUGAAUCAAACAUUAAGGUAUAGGAAUGAACGAAAUGAUCAGCUACCAAGGAAGUUUUAGACUGUUAAACAAAUUCUUUUUGUCAGCACCUUAGGAAAUGCAGAGAGAGCAGUAUGGAGAAUAUGCAUACUGAUGUUUGGGUGUAAAGGGUUAACAUGGUUUGAUCUCCUUUCAGGCAACUCAUGUCUCUAUGUGAAAUAUAUGAACCCAAACAAGUUCUGCAGUAUAUUUGUCCUAUUGCCAUCUCACUUGCCACAGACAGAGUGGCGGAUGUCAGAACAAUAGCAUUUAAACUGGUGAGUGUUAUACAUUCUGGUGUUUAAUUUUUGUUCAGAUUUUAAAUAGUGCUUAAGAUAAAAUGAGGGCAAAGGUGCUGGCUCAAAAAAGCAGACUAACCAGAGAUUUGGCUGGGUACUGAGGAAAAUGCAUUUAUACAAAAUGCAAUAGGAGUAAACUGCUCAAGCCUGAAAGAUUAGUUUUUUGGAUGUGGAAAGUUGUGUCUAACAUAUGUGGUGGUUGUUGUUGAUUGUAAAGCUGUUGUACUCUACUCUAAUGCUAAAUACAUGUUGGUAAUAUUGAUUUUGAUGGCCUGUUUCAGAUUGGCAUUUUACUUCAAAGGCUGCAUAGCUGCACUGAAGAUGGUCCUGCUCAUAAGUUUGUUUGUGACAUCAUCAAUAAAUUUGCCCACAGCCCACAAUGGACCAGGAGACAAGCGUGAGUCUUUUAAUGAACACUUCGCAUUGUUUGGAUCAGUAGACUCUUCAAGCUGAUUGCUACUGGAGGCUCAAAUAUUAGACACUCGUUUUUCUGACCUAUUGGGUCUUCCCAACAAUGUGCCUGUGUACAUUAAAACCACUAGUGCUUGUAGUACACAAGAAAAACACUAAUAGAGCAGCCUUUGAUGUUAAAUUUCUUGUUUUAUCACCACAGCUGUUAUUCUGUUUUGUAUAAGGAGGUGAUCAGUGAUCUUCUCUUUUUCUCACUUUCAUGAUGUCUGAUUGUACCUCUGACCAAAAAGAAGAGAAAAAUAAAAUUCAAUAGAUAAGAAGUUUCUGGAGAUAUCUAACAAUAGGACUCAUUUAAAAUCUGACUAUACAUUGAGCAUGUUGAUGCAGGGUUUUCAAGAAAGAUUAAUAUUUCUUCUACAUGCAAUGAGCUUUCAUUUGAAUUUUUGGGCUGAACUGUCCUUUGCAUACUUAUGUGGUUAGUAGAUGGAGAAAAAGUUCCAGACUUAACUUAAUAUGUUGUCUUUAUUUCACAGGUAUGCACAACUCUGCCAAAAUUUACUGGAAGAAAAUGUUGAAACUGGGGAACAGUUCUCCCAAGAGUUUUUACCAAGCUUGUUGUAUCUCCUGACUGAUCCUGUACCUAAUGUGAGACUCAGUUUAGCCAGGACUUUGUCACAGAGUGUUACAGUCUUAGGUAUAGUGCAUUUGUUGCAAGUAAUUUUAAUGCAUAGCAUGUCAUCUGAAUUGUUUUAGAAGGAACAUGCAUAUUUUUAUGAUUACCUUUUUUUUUUUUGUGCUCAGUGAAAACAAAUUUGUUCAGUUGAGAUGACUUAAAUUUUCUGGAAUUUUGGCAAAUGCUGUAUCAAGGAGAUCCCAUUUUAAGUUGACACCCUACACUUUGCAGGCAAUAGCCUAAGUUCAUGUUCUCCCCCUCCAUUUCAUUCUAAUAUGAACCUUGGUCAAGUUGGAUUUAAUUUUGUAUUUAGCAUAUAGGAACUGCAAUGUUCACCAUAAAAUACAUAUUCUGGUAAUAUAAUAUAUAAUAUUAUUGUUAUUCUGCCAACCAGAAACUUUGUAAUUUCUGAAGUUACUGGUUAUGUAGGGAAAUAAACCUAACUGUGAAGGCACAUACCUAUUUAUGGUGCUGUUUGCUAAAGUGUUACGUUCUUUUGACAAGAUUUUCUUUAGUUUGAGAUAUUUUACAUUUUAGAAGCCAAAUAUUGAAAAUGAAGGGAUGUUGCAUUUUCAAUAUUUGUUAGUUGGUGGUAACAGCCUACUAGUACUCUACUUAUUUGAUACAUUUCACUCAAUUUGAUUGAAAUUAAUUAUAUGGAAGGUGAUACCUGACUUUCAAAAGUACUGCCACCAUUAUGGCACAGAAGAUUACAUUUUACAUUGAAAUUGUUUUGUGGUGUGCAACAGUUGUGCACAUGCAUUCCUUUUUUAACAAGUUAUAACAGUCAUCACUGUCAUAUGAUUUUUUGCAAUCUCUCAAUUCUUUUCUGUGUGUGUUUUUUGAAUUCUUAUUAUUGUAGAGCUAUUCAAAGAAAAUGAUGCAGAGGGCAAAGAGGCCAUUCUUUCUGCUCUGCAGAGGCUUCAAUAUGAUCCAGACAGGGAUGUUAGGUACUUUGCUGGGGUGGAGGAAGAUGCAUUAGAUCUUACAUAUGAGGGUCAAAUGACAAGUUUGGACAGUGCUCAUGAUGAUUUACAAGAAGUUUCCUAUGCCCUUGAAGAAGAUUGCGAACUUGAAAAUCUUAUACCCAAUGAUGAAGGGGAAAGCAGAGCCAAUGAAGUUGUUACCAUAAAUGAAGAAAAUAAAACUGAAACUUUUAACAACACUGAACUGUUGGAGGACUUUCAUCAGACAAUGUUAGAAGAGUCGUCAUCCUCUGCAACUGUAUUUGGUACAAAUUUGGAAAGUACAGCAUUUGAAUUUGAAGAAGAUGAAAGGAGGUUAGAUUUACAAUCUCAAGAUCUCACAAAUACAGGCAACACAUCUGAAGAACUUGAUAAGGAUGUGAAAUGUGGUGAGGAAAGGGAACCACAGUGCUCUAUUGAGGUACUAAUCAUCAAGGUUGUUAAAGCCAAGUGGUGUUGUUGACAAUGUAUAAAUGUUUGUAUUUAAUUUUGUCUCAUCCAGUGCUUUAAGUGGAUACUGGCAAGAUACAUUUUAUACCAUGAAAUUUAAAUUUUUUGUUAAAUCCACAUGAUCCCAUAAUCUGCUUGUCUCUCAGCAGUGCAAUUUAUUUCUGUAUUUUGCCAACUUUUUGCUUUAAAUUGAAGCUAAUGAGAAAUUAACAUUAAAAAAAUCAGAUUUUAAGGCUUUAAGGAAGUAACCAAUCAAAUUGCAGGACAAGAAUAGUUAAAGAAGCAAUUGUGUGGCAAAUUUUGUCUUGUCCCUAAAUUUUUUUUUAACCAAAAAAGUGGAGGAAUCUACUUCCUUGUAGUAUUUGAAUAAGGACAAUGAGGUAUUUAUACUGACUGAUAUGUUGUAUUUGGGUGAUUAAAUUUUGCUAUUUCAAAGCAAUGUAAUUAAUUGUAAAUUAAGUUUGUGCAUCAUGCUCUUUGAUUUCGAAAUCAUGUUUAUGAUUUCAGAAAAAAAAAUACAUUCCACUUACUUCAAUUACCAUUAAAAAUGACCACACCAAGAGGUAAACAAUGUUUAUCCUUAAUUAUUUCUGUGCUAAACUUAAGUUCUCUGUUCUUUGACUUGCAGGAGUUGAUUGAUUCAUCAGAUCCAACAGAAGAAGCAGAAGGCAAAGGGCUUUGACAUAACACGAAAGAUGGCAAUUAUACAUUUUCUAAAAUAUUUUGCAUAGCAAUGAAAAUUACACACGCAAGUGUGUGUUUGAAUUAUCGGAAAUCUUCCUGGUUGCUUUGUUUUAAGUGAACAUGUAAUUGAGCAACAAGCAAAUGAGUGGUUUCCAAGGAGUUAUUUUUUAAUAUUAAUCACUAGGGUAGGUGUUAAUUUAUGGAAAUGAGUGCAGGUAAUAAAUAAUUAUGCAAUGUUGAUGAAAACUGCAUUCGUAAUGAAUUCCUUAAUGUAUUGUACAUACAAUGGAUUGAAAUAGUCUUCUGGGUUAAGAUUUUCAGUGAAGCCUGUUGAUGUGUCUCACAGAAGAUUUUUCCGAAUUUUUAGAUAUGUUGCUUUAGAUGUUCUUCUUUUGUUGUUGUUUCUCACCAUUCCAGGCUGAAUGUAUAUUCUAUGACUGAACUUAAUAAAUUCUUGUAUCUUAAGCCAAGUUUAUUUUACAGUUAUCAUGCAAUUCAUAUUUCAGUAGCCAAAAAAAACUCCUGAUUUGUGAAACAUGUUCUCUUAUUUCCAGGCUGACCAAGUUGUUUACAUAGCUCUUUUAGGUAGAUUGGAAAAAAUGUUUUUAAGUCCAUGUCAAAUCCUAUGAAAGCACACUGUUCUUUUUCAGAAAUGAACCUAAGCAAAAAAACAAAAAAAGAAAAGGAAAUCUAGUAGCAACUGUGUACAACUCCCCUAAGUGUCACAUUGGAUAUUAAAAGAGGAAAGUUUAGAUGUCCAUUUUGUCAACUUAAAAGUCGGUUAAGGGGUAAAAAUUAUGAAAUAUCUUAACCUUUCAAAGUUUUGCUCAUUGACAUCGGAAUUGCCUGUCCAAGGUACUCAAUCUUUGCUAGCAUUUCAGCCUCAGGAAUUCAAUAUGGCUUGAGCUGGUCUUAUCAUAUUUUGCUGCAAAUUAGGAAUUUUACCCUAUUAAACAAUGCAAUUUCUUUAUUUUGUGUGGCCACUAUAGAGUAAAAUCCCUAAAUCAUGGAAGAAGCUUUGAAGUUUUCAUUCAUUGUUGUUUUUUUUUUACACACAUGAGGAGGAAUGUAAAAUUCUGAAAUCUGAUCCUUACAACUUUUUUAUAGCUGUACUCAGAUGCUAAUCAAGCCAGACCUAACAAGAAAAGUCAAGGGGUUGUUAAUGAAACAUUGACAAGCUUUCUUAUCCUUAAUUUUUAUUAUUCUGCAUUGAACAACCUUUAAUUAAGCCCUAAGAAUGAUUGGCAUCAAUUUAUGGCCAUGAGAAUUAAGGAACUGAUCACCAUGUAAAAUCACCUGAUCUUCACAAACUCUCAUUAUUGUCAUUGUAGGACUAUCUACGGAGACCAUUAGGGAGUGUUGAUAUGAUGAAAAAGGGGCUCCAAGGAUGACAAGAACCGUUAUGAAUUUAACUGUAGCAAACUUGGGAUUAGUGUUGCGACGGUGGCAAACAACCAGGCCUUGUUUUUUUAAAGGGUGGAUAACGCCAUCCACCAGAUAAAUUGUUUCAUUCUGGGUAGCGCAGUAUGUUUUGGUAAGAUUAAUCUAUGUGAUAGUGAUUUUUCUGUCGGAUAGUGCUAUCUGCCCUUUGAACAACUGGGCCUAGGUCAAAUAUUGAUUGAAGUAAUGACAUACAAAAAAAACUGAUGACUUGAAUUUCUAGACAAGGCUAGUUGUGGUGGUGAUAUGAAGUGGCUAUGUUGUACUUUCUGGUCAAUUUUGCAUCAGGGGUAGCUCCUUUUCUAAUGCAAGGUUUAGCAGUUGACAUUUUUUUUACAAUUAAUGACCAAGUUUUUGCCCUUGGGAUAAAUAGUAAUGUCAUUUGAUACUGAGUCUUUUGUUGUUAGAGGACAGCUACAGCACUGAGUGGUCAGUGACUUUCAAAAUUGAGAGCAGAAUAAUCUGUGUAAGGGUUGCUCUACAGGAACAGGAGUCCCAAUCUGUCACUUGCACCUGGCUAGACUGAGUGUCCUACACAAGUUCAUGCAGAAAUUUCUAUCCUCAGAAAGGAAUUAUAAGUUUAUCUUGGAGUUCAUUCAUUGAGUUUUUAUACCUGAGCACUGUAUACCUAAUUCAUUUCCAGUUUACAUCCUAAAGUAGAGACUAUAAAAGUUAAAACUUUAAGAAUUUAAUUUUUAUAACUGCAGAUUUAAUACUUAUGUUAUUUUUGGACUGAAUAUUCGAACUGAAGAAUUAUUAUAAUAAACAAGAAAUUCUCCAAGUAUAUAAUUCUUACAUAAAUAUUUCAUGUUUACAGCAUUAUUGAAAGAAAACUUUCUUUUUGGUAUUGGGACAACCAAUUUAAUUACAAUAUGGCCAAGUUAUGUUAGAUUGAUUUGGUUGCUGAAUGAAGUUAUAUUGUUUAGACUGUUUAUAUUGAGUAUGUGUAACUGAUUAAAAUGAGAAACCAGUUUUAUAGUUUUCAAUAAUUGUUCUAUUGAUCAGCUCUCUCCCCUAACAGUUCUUCGUCUCACAACUCCUAUGUAACAGACAAUUGGACUAGGCAACCAAAGGUUUUGUAAACUUCACGACGCAAAUCACAGUGACAACCUGUGGAUUAUCUCUUUCAAUCUUUGAAACUCUUAGAGUGACCAACAUUUAGUUUCUCCUUACUAUAUUUCUGUUGAAUAAUUCAGUGAGAUAAUGAGAAUAUAGGAAUGACUGCCAACCUAAGAAGCUUUGAUUGUUAAACAAAUUCUCUUCAUCAGUACCAAAUCAAAUCUGUAGAGAGGAGUGUGCAGGAAAUAGAUACUGAUGUUAGUGCAUCAUGAAGGGUUAAUUAAAGGAUCUGAGUUGAAGGAAGACCCAGGAUGGUUAAGGAAAAUUGUUUCUUUAGAAAGCACAAAUGGCUCAGAUGUUUUAUGCAAGCCCAAUUAUCAGGUGUUCAAGAAAUUGUCAGAAAAUGCUUUGCAAAUUGCUCUGUAUAUUGUGUGUAGAAAAGAAAUUAAAAAGAUGUGGUUACCUGAGUUUUUGUCUUUUGUCAACUUGAUGUCCGAGUUUUAGAAGGCCAUUUCAGAGCUACUCACCAUCAAUCACCUUACAUGUAACCUUCAUUAACAGCAGGAUCUCACAUAGAUUGUGUUUUUUAUAGCUUAACAGAAACCUGCUACGUCAAGAAACGUCUAGCAGCCACAUCCAUAAAAUUUCUCUUCAGAGCAAUGGCUUAGUAGGAACUUGCUAC
Molecule: messenger RNA, 17718 nt
Organism: Pocillopora meandrina
Lineage: Eukaryota; Metazoa; Cnidaria; Anthozoa; Scleractinia; Pocilloporidae
Source: the annotation of a GenBank genome assembly